This is a messenger RNA of Fusarium vanettenii 77-13-4, 1500 nucleotides long. RefSeq lists its product as uncharacterized. The coding region runs from base 1 to 1500 and encodes 499 amino acids. The record is from RefSeq and is a predicted model, not a curated record. NCBI's taxonomy places the organism in Eukaryota, Fungi, Ascomycota, Sordariomycetes, Hypocreales, Nectriaceae. The transcript is spliced from 2 exons.
AUGACCAACAAUCAAGGCGUGGCGUCCAAAAGACCACAGCCUUCAUCAUCAAAGCAGGACAAGUAUACACGCCCUCCACGCGUCAGCUUCGGCGUCGAGCUGGAAUUUCUCGUCUUCCAUAGAACGAAUGGUAUGGAUGACGAAACUACAACCGGCCUCCCACCCGUACAAUCUACCAAGAUGCCGGUCCCGGACUUGAUAGCCCAGAUGCUAAGGGGCAUCCGCUUAGAUGCGUAUACAAAAGACGAAGAGGACGACCGUGAUGAAUCGAAACCCCCUGGGUGGCUAGUCUGCACUGAUGGCUCGGUGUCGGAAAGUGGUAUGGAUGCUGAGGAGGCUCACGAGAUGAUUGCUUACCACGCAUCGAGCUGGAUUCCUCGAUAUCUCGGGCGAGCAAGGAAAUUGGGUGAAGCCCCCGUUGUGUCGCGUCAAAAGCUUCGCCAACACAUCAGGGACCAGGAAAAAAAUCAUGAUGGCGAGUUCAUGGCCUUGGAUCCCGAGUGUCCCAGUGAUGAUUCUGACUGGGAGGCUCCCAAUAGCAAGCCCUUUUUCCGACCCAAGAAGCCGGAUUCCCAGGCACGGAGACACAGACGGCCGAUACCAACGAGGGACUUUGAGCUCCUGACACCAGAGGAGGAAGCGCUGCUCGAUGGUGAAUCCAUCACGCGGGACCUACCGCCUCAGGUUAACUUUAAUCUUGUCGGCCUGGAUCCUUUACCUGCGCCUUCGCCCGGUUCAACGCCGAAACCUUUCUUGGAAGAAGGACGCCAUAGGCAGAAACAACUCGAAGUCGAGAAGAUUCUGGAGGACCCCAAGAUCAUGGCCCGGCAUGAUGAACCGACAUGGUACCCAGCCGCAAAGUCGUGGAAGCCCACCUGGCCGGGUGUCAAGGAGCUUCUUUCCUGUGAUGCCGGCGUGCAUCAAAUUGCACAGCUGAUGAGCAGAAAUGAAGACGAUGACCGGUAUGCCAGUAGCAACUGGGCGACAAAUACGCUCGAAGGCAUGACACCCGGCGACCAACGCUCUAGAUGCGGUCGACGUACCAUCGAGAGCCGUCUUGCGGGUGGUAGCCUGGAUGCGGAAUGGGUCGUGACUUGGGCAAAGAUCCAGUGUCGUCUGCUCGAGUGGGCACGCGACGCAGAGCCUUCGGCGUUUAUGGAGGUUCUCUGCAAGCUGGCCAGAGACGAUCACUCGGACGAGUGUACGUACGACGUUGUGGACCUGUUGAGAGACCUUGGCAUGUACACUGAGAUCAAGAUUUGCGAGGAGCGUCUUGAAAGGGCCGAGGAGGCCUGGUAUCAGUGCAUGCUCUUCGAAGAUCCUCCCCCAGUUCCCCUAAACAUGAACCAGGGGAGUGGCUCCUCUGACACCGGCAGCGAGGGUGAUGCUUCUUCUGACGCUGUCAAUCAGGGAGAUACUUCUGCUAACAAUACAGAUGAUAAGACUUCCUCUGGUGCUGGCAUUGAGGACGACCCUGAUGAUAUAUAUGACGCGAAUUGA